This is a messenger RNA of Musa acuminata subsp. malaccensis (wild Malaysian banana), 3168 nucleotides long. Its product is annotated as beta-arabinofuranosyltransferase RAY1. NCBI's taxonomy places the organism in Eukaryota, Viridiplantae, Streptophyta, Magnoliopsida, Zingiberales, Musaceae. Gene Ontology annotation, molecular function: glycosyltransferase activity. The record is from RefSeq and is a predicted model, not a curated record.
GAGGGCGGAGGUGGCGCGCUCCCGAUUGGAAGAGCGUUGACCGAAGAGUCCAUCUCCCGCCGAAGUCGAUGCUUUCUCGGUUCAUCGUUUCCUUCUAUUUCACCUGUUCUCCUCCCCCUAAUCGCGAUGUUGGUGCCCCCCGCAACGGCGCCCACCACAAAUGACACCCUUCGUCACCUCUCCCUUUCCCUCCCCUCCGCCCCCUCUCGUCUCCGCGGCCGCCACCGCCGUCCCCGCCCUAACUUCACGGGAAUGCCAUUCUUGCUCGGAGGAUUUGGAUGCGUCUGCAUCAUCUUCUUUUCACUCACUGGCUCGAUUUACUUCGUUCUGAACCAACUACAACAACAGCCGGAGGACCGGCAGCUCCAUCCCGAUGAUGGUUCUCUUAAUCGGCCCGAUUCGCCGAGCAUCGUCAUCUUCGCCGCCCCGCGACGGUUCUCGACGGACAAGCCGGAUCUGGUGGGCGCGAGACAGGACAUGGCUGUUCGGUCGUGGCUGGCCCUGUCGCCGGACGUCUCCGUCGUCCUCUUCGGUCAGCACCCGUCCAUCUUCGCCUUAGCUCGCUCCCUUGGGCCGCGUGUUACCGUUGAGUCCGCCAUCGAUUUCACGUUCAUGGGGACCCCAUUUUUCCAUUCCAUGGUUUCCAGGUCACAGGCCUUUAAUUCUGGAAUUUCUGUUCUUAUUGACCCUGAGACCAUUCUCCUACCUGACUUCCUUGGUAUUCUGCAUUAUUCUCAGAAUCUAAAUCAUGGCUGGUUCCUUUUUGCCAAGCCCCAUUGUGUUUUGCACUUCCCUUUUCAAUUGUUGGGCACCGGGAAGCAUUGGUUACAAGAAGAUGGAGAAGUUAUAGAAGUUGAGAAGCUGCAGGAACAUCUGAUUCAGAAAGGGAAUUGGAGUACUUGCGGUGAGAGACUUCUUAUGGCAUGGAACAAUGGAGUUCGGCCUUUGCAUGCUGGGAUUGUUCCUCCUUUUGUAUAUGGGGAGGGACUUCACAAUGAAUGGCUUGUUAAUGAGGUGUUAGCCUCAGACUUGAGAUUUGCUUUUGAUUCCAGCUUGGUGCUGUCUAGUCUGUAUCCUCAAAGUUUGGGCCAAUGGUUUAGCAACUUCUCCAAGGAUGCUGGGAGUGCAGAUGAAUUGGUUUGGAGGCACAGAGGAAAUUACCAACUUUCUGCACUGUAUGGAUCAUUUUCAUUCCAACAAAGUAAAUUUUGCAAAAACCCCAGUAAGCUAGUAAGGUGCUUGGGGAAAUAUUAUUUAAUCAAUCGAGUAGAAGAUGAUGUUUCCUCCUUACAAGUAUCUGAUGGAAUUGCAACUUAUAGCACGGAUCCUCAUUUGUCAAGCAGAGAGCAGAAGUCACAUAUGUUCACAAUAUUUUCACGCUCACAGAGAGACAAGAAAUGGAAGGCCUGUGUGAAUAAUAUUGAUGCGUUGGAUUUGUCAUAUCAACCUAUAGUCAAGAAACUGAAUGAAGACAAUUCUGAAGUGUCUUCAGCUCUGUCUUUGCCAUUCUCAAUAGAAUUGCUCCUUCGAAUUAUUGCAGACAAGGAUAAGUCUAUUGUCCUUGCAAUAGCUGGAAACAAUUAUCGGGACAUGCUUAUGAAUUGGGUAUGCCGUUUGCGGCAUCUGGCAGUCAAAAAUUUUGUCAUAUGUGCUCUUGAUUCUGAAAUUUACCAUUUCUCGAUAUUGCAGGGACUACCAGUCUUCAAGAACCCACAGGCUCCAACCAAUAUCAGCUUCAAUGAUUGCCACUUUGGCACUGAGUGCUUUCGAAGAGUGACAAAAGUGAAAUCCAGAAUAGUUCUGCAGAUUUUAAAACUGGGAUAUAAUGUGCUAAUGAGUGAUGUUGAUGUCUAUUGGUUUAAUAAUCCAUUGCCAUUCCUUGUGUCAUUUGGUCCUGGUACACUGGUGGCACAGUCUGAUGAAUAUAAUGAGACAGGGCCUAUAAACUUGCCACGGCGUUUAAAUUCUGGUUUCUACUUUGCUCGCUCUGAGAUGUCAACAAUUGCUGCAUUUGAGAUGGUGGUGAAGCAUGCAUCUGCCUCAGAACUAUCUGAACAACCAAGUUUCUAUGAUGUUCUAUGUGGGGAAGGCGGUGUCAAUCGCAUGGGUGAUGAUAAGUGUCAAGAGCCCAAUACAAAUCUGACUGUGAUUUUCCUGGACAGGAACCUAUUUCCAAAUGGAGCUUACAGAGGCCUAUGGGAAAAACAUGAUGUUAGGUCUUCUUGUAUGAAGUUGGGAUGCUUAAUACUUCAUAACAAUUGGAUCAGUGGAAGGAAGAAAAAAUUAGAACGUCAAGUGUUCUCUGGCCUUUGGGACUAUGAUCCUAGCUUGAGAAUGUGCCUGCAGAAAUGGCAAAUCCCAAAUCAGCUAAUAUUUCUCGAUCACUAGUCUGAUAUAUAAAAAAAGAUCGUGAUUAUACUGCAGCAUGAAUUUUCUUUUCUGGUAAAUGAUCAUGCUGCAUCUAGUUAAACAAAAAUCGAGGUUCUUCUCAUGGCUUUACUUAAGGUUCAUUUGUACAAACUUUGCUGAGCUUUGCUGCUGUAUCUGGGUGAGAAUUGCUAGAUGAACUUGGAUAUUUUGCCAGCUUCAUCUUUGACUUCAGUGAUUCAUUUACCUGAAGCAUAUCAUCAAGAUUUCAUGGAGGACGAUCUAUGCUAUCUGCAUUUGAACUUUCACCAGUAAUAUUUUGUUUACACCGAACAGCGGAAACAGUCAUGAAGUACCGUGACAAUUACUGGCAGCAGGCUAUCUUUUUGCAUCUCUCUUAGUAAUUACUUCAUUAUCGAGGACAAAACUACUCCAACGCAGGGUUGCCCGUGUAGUAAGAAGGAAGAAAUUGCUAGAAAGCUGGACAUAACAAGAAGGUAGGAAAUUUGUUAACACUACCUAUUUUUUCACUGAUGAUAUGGAGCUUGUGCUGUUACAUCAAUAUCUUUAUAGACAGUAAUAAUCAGAUUGAUUGUGCCGGAGAAUACACUCAUUGCAUUUAUGAAUGCUGAUGAUAAUGAGUUGAUGUGCAAACCUAAGUAAUUACUGCAUCAUCUGCAUACAAAUCUUAACAUGCCAAUGAGUUGUACGAGGGACAGUAUUUUGUCAAUCAUUAAAUUUUUACAUGAAAUUGAUUUGUAUAAAACAUAGUAUUUGAAAAGGUUUUUGUGGAUGAUAAUU